Molecule: messenger RNA, 1240 nt
Organism: Harpegnathos saltator (Jerdon's jumping ant)
Lineage: Eukaryota; Metazoa; Arthropoda; Insecta; Hymenoptera; Formicidae
Gene: Surf6
Product: Surfeit locus protein 6
Exons: 4
Coding region: 67-945 (292 amino acids)
Biological process (GO): ribosomal small subunit biogenesis; ribosomal large subunit biogenesis
Cellular component (GO): nucleolus
Molecular function (GO): RNA binding; DNA binding
Source: RefSeq, a predicted model, not a curated record
UAUAAUAGUUGGAGGAUUAUUUACAUUCUCUUAGCGCAUUUCGGGUACACGUGUGUUUUCAAGGAGAUGCAAUUAACAAUGUCGAAGACAAAAUUCGACAAAAAAGCAGUACGUCAAAUGUUAUUAGAAGAAGACAAAUUUAUUGCAGAUAUUUUCUCUAUAAUGCCGUUACCAAUGCACGAAUUAGAGAAGCGGAAGUACCUACCCUCAAAAGAUGAUAACUUGGUGAAACAAGACGAGAUGCCAGUCAAAAAAGUAAAUAGGGCAAAAAAUUUUGAAGAUUUAUAUACAAGAUUGGAGGAAUUGAAGGCUGCUAAACGGUUGGAUUAUAAGCAGAAACUUCUUAAAAAGAAGUUGAAAAACAAAAUCAAGAAGAAAAACAAAAGAGAAGAACGCAUGCUACAAAAGAAACUUGCUAGGACUGAACAGAAUGCUGCUGGUUCUAGUCAACUAAGUACUAAUGAUAAGGAAACACCAAAAAUUCCAAAGCCAAAACCAGUAUUCAAUUCACAGGGUAAAAUGGUAUUUAGUAAAUUUGACUUCUCUGAGAUUGGUAUGAAGAAGAAACUGCCCAAAAGUAAUCCUCAAAAAAUUUUACAACAUUUGCAAGAGAAGAAAGAAAAAAUAAAGCAAUUAGAAGAAUCGGGUGAUAAAGAGAAAGCAGAGGAGAUUAAGGAAAAGGAUGCGUGGAAAGCUGCAUUGGCGAAAGCAAACGGUGAAAAGGUCAAAGAUGAUUCAGAGUUGUUAAAACGUAGUAUAAAACGAAAAGAACAAAAAAAGAGACAUAGUGCUAAAAAAUGGGAUGCCAGGAUAGAAAAUGUGCAAAAAUCCAAACAGGAGAGGCAAGACAAACGAAGAGAAAAUAUCAUGAAGAGGAAAAAAGAGAAGAAACUGAACAAAUUGAAGAAGGCAGCGAAGAAAGGACGUGUGAUACCUGGAUUUUAAACACUAAAUUUUUUACACAAAUACAGCUUGUGCGAUAAAUUCACUCUGUAUUAUGUUUUUUAAUGGGACUAUUUUUUUAAUUAUGAAUAUAAAUGUGCCAAACGACAGAAUGUAGUAGAAUUUCCUUGGAAACUACAUGUACAGAACUGGUUAUUAAGUUUCUGUUUAAUACGAAUUAUAAAUCUCAUUUCUAAUUAAGAUUUAUAUAAGGUCGAAAUCGUUUUACCUUCUAGUACAAGUAUCUUUUGUCAAGAAACAUUUUGUUUACAGACUUAAUACAGAUAUACGAAACUGA